Osmia bicornis bicornis is the source of this 2669-nucleotide messenger RNA. RefSeq lists its product as uncharacterized. The record is from RefSeq and is a predicted model, not a curated record. Bases 177 to 1880 code for a protein of 567 amino acids. The transcript has a single exon. NCBI's taxonomy places the organism in Eukaryota, Metazoa, Arthropoda, Insecta, Hymenoptera, Megachilidae.
CUGUCUCCUGAAAAAUUUAAUUUCAUUGUUUCAUAAAUCAUAAAUGUUUUCAAUAAUUCUAAUCAAAAUGUUUGCCAUUCAUUUUCCAGGCAACAACGCUAGUACUUCUAUUGGCGAGCACAUUGAUCACCCUGGCGAGAUCUCAGGAGGCAGAGAUCUCGGCUAAGGGUUUGGACAUGAUCCAACCACCAUUGAAAUUAGACAAAAAUCUUCGUCAAGCUCUGUUGAAAGCCCUGACCGAUUUAGAAGCUGAAUCAGCGGAACAGCACAAAGAUGAGAGAGAAUCCAUCUCGCAGAGAGACACGUCCAGCUUCGAAGGUGUGGCAAAGAAGAACCUGAACAAAGAUCUGGGAGUACAAAAGUCCACGUACUCUUUCAAGAGUUUCCCAGGGGACGACGAUGUACCAAGUGAGGACAAGCUACAGAAUUCCAGCUUCGACGAGGCUGUUCGUUACGUAACUCUGAAGACACCUGCGAUGAACAUCGAGAAGGCCUCGCAGGACGACGCGAGAAGCUUUCACGUGCAGAAUGUGAUUCUUCCAGAUAAGAGUUCCUCGUCGUUCGGAGCCAAAACCGAGUCCAAAUUGGACCAGCAAGGGACGAAGAGUCCACAGCCUUCUGGCAACGCUUUCUCCGUCAGCAAGGUGGAAAGUUUCACGCUGAAACCAGCUACCGAGAUUUCCGAAAGCCUCGCGGGAAGUGCAACGAACAGUAUCGCUGCUGCGAACGCGCUGAUUGCUCAAAAACCGACCCAGACAACUCCUACCGCUGCAACAAAGAGCAACAACGUAACAGUGAUCAGUUCCAGUGAUAGUAAAGACAAAACAGAAGAAGUAAAGAUCUUCCAAGCGCCUUUAGUGGCCGCGUUUACGGUUCAGCAGGAUGAACAGGGUGUGCCCAAAAGCGUGGUACCCAUUUUCAGAUCAAACAACGACGAACAGGCGUUGACUCUUCAGGAACAGUUGGAGUUUAAGCAGAAACUUUUAGAAAAGCAGUUGCAAGAGCUUCACCACCAACAAAUUCAACAGACGCAGUUCCUGGCGAGGCAACAGCAACUUUAUGAGCAACAGGUUAGACAGAAGCAACAGCAGUACUAUUUCCAGGAGCAAGCUAGAAUCAAGCAGCUGGAGGAACAAGCUAAGUUCAAGAGGCUGGAGGAGCAGAGGAUCAAACAAUUAGAGGAACAACGUUUCAAGUUCGAGGAACAAAGGCUACAUCAAAGGUUCCAACCACAGCGUCCUCAAAAACAAUUCUUCCCAGAACAGAACAAUAAUUUCUUGUCCUUCCAACCGUCUACGGAACCUAACGUUCAUCUGCAGCCUAGCGUCGCCUUGGAAGUUCCUGCUGCUGCUGCGCCUCCUCCUUUCCAGCCAAAUUUCCAGGAUCAAUUUCGUUUGCAACAGUUCCAUCCGCAACAGCAGCAAUUACAGCAACCUCAACAGCAGCAUCAGCAGAGACUUCAACAGAGCUUCAGCUCCUUCUCUUCUGAUUUCCAGCCUCCGCUAUCCUCGACAACCAGAUUCAACAGACAGGAAGCCUUCAAUGCUGUAGGCAACUUCGGUUUCAACGUGGAUAACAAAGUCACGUCCAACAGAAACAAUUUCGGUUUCAAUCCACCUCAAAGGAGUCCGACCAAUUUCUACAAUCCUUUCGCGCAGUACAGACAAAACAAACCUCCCACGCCAGCCAAACAGAUACAGAAUUUAUUGUAUCAAUCGGGUAUCGCCGGUGAUUUGAACAACGUGCCGGGAAUCGGCAACCAAGAGGAUCUGAACAUCGUCUCAAAAGUGUUGGCACUGAACGUGGGCGCCGUGCCAAAUAAGAAUCUCCAGUAUUCGACGAAUCAAGGAGCAGCCACGUUCGGCAGAGCAUCUGCGUGAAGAAAGAAAUGGAAGUUAGACGAAUCAUGUAAAUCAACGCAGGACAAUACGAGUCAGGUGAAAUCGAACUCUCACUUUUUCCCUAUUUCAUCAUCUUCAUAAUCCUUCUCAUUUCAAAUUCCACCUGUCCCUUAAAUAUCCUUUCCAAAAACCAGUGGGAAUUAUAAAAGUCUUCGUCUUCAAUAUUUGCAUCUGUCGAGCCAUUCGAGUCGUGAGUUUGAUAGCUUCGUUAUGAGAUUUUUAACUAUUUGUCAAAUCUACAUUGUCUCGUAAGAUAGCCAGGCUUGAAGAGGAAUUUACGUGUACGUGUUUUGUUUGAAGAAUUCAUCGCGCCUUUUCUAUCAAUUAAUUAUGCUGAUUAUAUCGCAGACGGUUUGCAUGUUUCUUAUUAUGAUACAAGUAGACAAAACACGCGACCGGUUGUAAAUUUCUCGCAAUUAGCGAUUCAUUUAUUAGCAGCAAAGCCGCGAACACGCAAUUGUGAAAGUCUUAGACCGUGGUUUGUUACUGGUAAAUAGAAGAUUCGGUCAAUGGAAUGCAUUUGGUGUAUUGUAGUCAGCGAACACGGUAAUACUGAGCAAUUCCAAGUGAAAUCGAACCGAAACGUUCGCAUAACUAUGAAACGGGCUCCAUCGUGCGUGGGAUCGUAACGGCUCCCGAAGAAAAACAACUUUCCACGUAGUCCUCGUAAUAAGGAAGUCCUUAAAAGAUCAUAACGAUAUUAAUUAAGAUCCAGAACGUAUUUAAAAUAGAAUUCAUCCUGGCAUCCACGAAUUACACAAACCUCUA